UGGCAGCGGCGGAGGCUGGAGCGGGAAGGAGAUAACUGUUGUAAUAAGUGCAGCUACGUAGACUAUUGUUUACUGGCUACCCGGGAGAACUGGAAAAGCUUUCAAACCUCAUAAUGAUGUGAAACUUAAAUAUAUGUAUCGCGUUAAUCUCCCUGCAAACGAAGGAGGAGUUUUUACGGCUGUUUGGUUAACUGUCAGCUUGCUAGAGUAGCUAACAUCCAGACUGAAACAUCUACAGGUGGAUUUUCCAGUAUCUAUCAAUGGCCUCCAAAGGUUGGCAGCAACCUUACGUGAACAUUUUCAAACAUGUCAAAGUUGAAGACUGGAGAAGGUCAGCAAAGGAGGGAGACGUGUCCUCAUACACGGACAAGAAGCUCAAGUGUACAGUGUAUCGAAUCAGAGGUCCUGUUCCUGCCAACAGCUACAUCCUGGUUCCCAAAGUCAUCAACCAGUCUCUGGGGCUGACAGGACACUUCUUCUACCUUCUCUUCAGACCCACCCCUGGCAAAUACUUUGUAGUCCACCUGGAUGUUGCUGCAGAGGAGGGCCAGGUGAUCCGGAUAUCCUUUUCCAACAUGUUCAAAGAGUUUAAAUCGACAGCUACGUGGCUUCAGUUUCCUUUCCUGUGCGGGGCUGCAAAGGAUUCAGUGUAUGAAAGCACUUCCAAAUCUGCAAAACAUGGCUUGGUGGGUCCAGCUCCCACCUCAGUGCGUUGGACCUGCCUGAUGCUGGAUCUGCAGUACACACUUUCCGUCUACCUCAACCGCUGCUACAGUCACCUGAAGAGCGUUAAGCUUUGUGCCAACAUGGCCGUGAAGAACAUGUUUACCACUGACCUGCUGCUAGAUCCAGGAAUUUCCUUCAGUGAAGCCAAGCUAAUGGGCCUGGCCUCUUCUCUGGGAACGGGCCCCAUGCCCAGAGAAAUGUCAUUUCCUGUGCCCAAGGGAGGCCACUGGCAUGACCUCUAUGAUUACAUCAAAUUUCCCUCGGGAGGAACAAAGUUACCAUUUGACUCCAUUCAAAAAGCCAGUCCACAGCCAGAGGCUAGAUCUGCCUCCAACCAAAGAAGCCCUGAGAGGGAGGGGUCUCGCUGUGUCAACCUCAGUAAAGCAGUUCAAGACCGCGUGUCGCUCAUCCAGCAAAUCACCAAUCCAAAACUACUGAAAAGGAAUCACACCCCUGUGGUAGCUAAUGUACCUGAGUUGGAUGUAGUCCCCAGAGACCUGCUCUCCCAUAGUGAUGACCAGCAGCAGGAGUCACCGUGCUCCAGUUCACAUCAGCUGACAUCCAGGCCACCCGCCGAUCCUGAUGAUGGCGGAGUUCAUGUGUAUGUGCAUCCCGAGGAUUUCUUCAGCCAGUAUGAAGGGGAAAGUGAAGAAGAGUUUGCGUGCACUCCAGCCCCCCGUCCUGUCUCCCUGCUGUCAUCCCACAAAACCAAACAGCAGAAGCUGCUGCCGGACCCCAUUCUCAGGCUCAGUCGAAUCAUCGGCUUUGGAGGAGCCACUACUAAAUGCGUGCUGUGGACCAAAUCUGGUGAUGCAGUGGUGUAUCCUUGUCAUGCAAUUAUCGUCUCCAUGAAGACAUCCUCUAAUCAGCAGAGGUUCUUCAUCGGCCACACCGAUAAGGUGUCUGCGCUGGCUUUUAACGGCAACACAACUCUCCUGGCUUCAGCACAAACCGGCAACAAUAGUGUAGUUCGAGUAUGGAACUACCACAAAGGGAACUGCUUGGCCAUGUUCAGGGUUCACGCUCAUUCAUUGUCCUGUCUUAGCUUCUCACGUGGCGGUGGCAUUCUCUGUGGAGUUGGGAAAGAUAACCACAACAAAACAAUGGUGGUGGUGUGGAACACUCUGAAUGUUGGUAAAGGUGGAGAAGUGACCAUCUUAGCCAAAGCACACACAGAUGUGGACAUUCACACCAUGAAGGUCACCUUUUUCGAUGACACAAGGUUGGUGUCAUGCGGUCGGGACAAUAUUCGUCUGUGGCGAGUGCGAAAUGGGAUGCUGCGCUCCUGUCCAGUCAGCCUGGGUGAAUACCACUCAAUGGACUUUACCGAUGUGGCCUUUGAGGAGGGAAGCUCUUCUGACCAGCAUCUUGAUGAUCGAACACUAUUUGUCAGCAGUCGGAGUGGCCACAUCUUUGAGAUUGACUACAGCAGGGUUGCCAUUAGAAAUGUGAGGAGACUAUUGCCUGCGCAGCAGCAGCAUGCAGACCGCAGGGAGAAGUGGAGUUUUAACACAGGUCCAGGCAUUGCCAUCAACAGCAUCAGUGUCUCCUCCUCAUUCUGUGCCACAGGCUCUGAAGACGGCUUCCUACGACUCUGGCCCCAUGAUUUUUCUGCCGUCUUCCUGGAGGCUGAGCAUGAGGGACCUGUGAGCGUGGUGUCAGCCUCAUUUGACAGCCUUCACGUCCUGGCAGCCACCUCUACUGGUAACCUUGGUUUCCUUGAUGUGAGCAGCCGUGGUUAUAACACACUGAUGAGGUCACACACAGACACUGUGCUUGGAUUCAGCAUAGACGGCGUUCAUCGGCAUCUCACAACAGCCUCGUCUGACGGCACAGUGCGCAUUUGGAAUAUGGAUUCUUUGCAUCAGUUGUAUGAUUUUGUGUCCGAGGACAGCCCCUGCUCUGUGGCCUUCCAUCCAAGUGAGCAGAUCUUCUGCUGUGGCUUCACCUCCGGCAUCGUCAGGGUUUUUGACAUCUCCAGUGCAAAGCUGCUGGCUGAACAUAAGCAGCACAGAGGUGAAGUGGUGGGUCUUGCCUUCUCUCCGGAUGGGGAGUUCAUGUACAGUGCUGACUCCCAGGGUUCUCUGGCACUUUAUAACUCCUCCGAGGAAGAUCACAAUGUGAUCAAAGUUGCGUGUAAUGUGGUGGCCCGUGGCACUGAGCGUGCUCCAGACGCUCUCUCAGUCAGCAGUGACAGCUGCUGUCUGGCCUUUGUUGGUCCCUCGGAGUACAUAGUUACCAUCGCUGAUGCACGAUCUCUCGAUGAGUUGCUACAUGUAGAUGUGAGUAUUUUGGACGUUGAGAGCUCCCGUCUGGAUUCUGCACUGAAGGUCUGCUUCUCUCCGGCCUCUACCGAACACUUGUUAGUUACCACAUCUGCUAACAAGAUCCUCUGGGUUAGCACUAAGACAGGCCGUCUGCUAAGAGAGGUUUCCAAGGUACACAAACACCAGUGCUCGUCUCUGGCUGUCAGUGAGGACAGUAGAUUCCUGCUGACAGCUGGACACAACGCUGUCAAAGUGUGGGACUACAACAUGCAGCACGAUGCAAACUCACAGAUGUUCAUCGGUCACAGUCAGCCCAUUCGCCAAGUCAGUUUCACUCCUGAUCAGCUGGGCGUAGUCUCGGUCGGAGACGCCAUAUUUCUUUGGGACUUCCUGGCAAAUCCAGUAGACUUUUUGACUGACAGCUGUUCACCUCUCAAAGUCGGCUACAUCUCGACUAGUAAAACAGACACUGAUGCAAGUGGAAUCCAGCUGUCCAAUGGGAUGCCUCGGCAGACAGCGCCCCUGCCUUCCUCACCACCACGACUUUACAUCAGCACCAUUGACCAAGUCGACCAAGAACCUUUGGGGUCCUUGUCUUUUUGUGAUGACACUCCAGUAAUCCCAGCCAUCCCAGCUGAGGAAUCUGGUCCAGGUUCUUCCUCUGGUCCUGCCACCUCCUUCCUCAAAGUCACAGACCUCCUCCACACGUCUCCCCUGAACACCAAUGAUAUGGACGCUGUUAAGUUGAAACAGAAGAAGCCUGUACGUCCAGAUUGUUACAGGCACUUCAUCCCACGUUUCAAGACCUCCUCUCUUGAUCAGGCUGUUGUAGCUCCACAACCACAAGAAGAGGGCAUAAAACUGAAAGCAGUUAUUGGCUACAAUGGCAACGGACGUGGCAACAUGGUGUGGAGCCCUGAUCAAGGUUUAUUUGCAUACUCUUGCGGCUGUGUGGUGGUGGUGGAGUACCUCGAUACAGGGCGCCAGAGACACUUUCAGGGCCACAGCGAGGAGAUCUCUUGUCUGGCAGUCACAAAUGAUGCGCAGUGUGGGGUGCAGCUGGUGAUGUUGCUGCAGACGGUGGCAUCGGCAGCUGGCGGCAGUAACGGCAACAAGAGCCUCAUCUGCAUUUGGGACAUACGGAAAGGAAUCUGUCGUAGCACCAUCUCCUACCACAGGGGGGCUGUCCAGUGUCUUGCUUUUUCCAGGGAUGACCGUUUUUUACUUUCUGUUGGAGACUUCUCUGACCCAGAGGUGGCUCUGUGGAGCACAAAGAACUUUAAGCUGUUGUCUAGCGUAAAUGUGUCAGGUCCAAUCCAUGAUGCCGCCUUCAGCCCUUCAACUCACAGCCAAAUGGCCUGUGUGGGAAGUCAAGGUGCUUACUUCUGCCUCAUCCACUCACAGGGCCUGGAUGUAGAGCUCAAGGUCCAGAGGGUGAAAGCACCUGUGGAGGUGGGUGAUGUGGAGCUGACUGCUCUUUGCUACCAUAGGGAGUCCUUAUUGUUCACUGGCACAAAUCGAGGACAUGUUUGCGUCUGGGACGUCGAUAUGCAGCGAUGCUUCAUGACCUGGGAAGCCGAUGAGGGAGAGAUCGGAGUCUUGUUGUGUCGAGGGAACCGUCUGUUGACAGGCAGCAACACCCGCUGGUUGAGGCAGUGGGAGGUAGAAGCUGUGCAGGACAUGAAGCCUCAGGAAAAGGUUUCCAGUGUAGAAGACAGUGGGAAAACCGUGGUGCUGGAACAAGAGGUAAUGCUGGACGGGACGAUAGUCAGUGCAGCGUUUGAUAACACAGCGGACAUGGGCAUCGUUGGCACCACAGCUGGAACCCUCUGGUACAUCAACUGGGCAGACAGCAGCAACAUCCGACUGGUCAGCGGGCACAAGACCAAGGUGAACGAUGUAGUUUUUAGCUUUGAUGAGAGCCAUUUUGCCACCUGCAGCGAGGACGGCAGUGUGAGAGUGUGGUCAACCUCGAGCUACGAACUGGUGGUGCAGUUCCAGGUUCUCAACCAGGCCUGCGGCUGUGUGUGCUGGAGCCCUUCCUCUAGUAAAGACAGCACAUGUGUGGCUGCAGGAUACAGUGAUGGAACCCUGAGGAUCUUCCGGCUCGCCUCGACAGAGAUGGAGCUGAAGCUUCAUCCCCAUCAGGUGGCUGUCACUGCCGUCCAGUACUCUGCUAACGCUCGCGUAAUCCUUUCAGCGGGGAAGAAUGGUUUGGUAGCUGUCAGCAGCCCAGUAGAUGGAGGAACUAUCCGUGUAAUCAGGGACCACAAAGGAGCGACGAUUACCACAAUUCAGUGUGUGCAUGAACAGUGUGAGAAGUUUGGACUGGAAGGAAACGAAAUGUGGUUGGCUGCCAGUGCGGACAGACGAGUCAGUGUGUGGGCUUCCGAUUGGCUGAAGGACAAAUGCGACCUGCUCGACUGGCUGACAUUUCCUGCUCCAGCCUAUUUUGCGGGUGACAGCCUGCCGCCCAGCUUGGCAGCCUUCUGUCCAGCAGACUGUAGCCUGGUGGUCUACACUGGCUACGGGGUGGAGAAAGAGCUGUCUUUUUACAGCCUGACUAAAAAACAGAUAAUAAAAAAGAUUGCCCUUCCACACUGGGCCACAUGCAUCAGCCUCUCUUCUAAGAGUCAACUGGUAGCUGUGGGAUCAAACGAGCGCGUGCUGAAGCUGCUCCAGUCAACCAACGGCAGGUUUCAGGACUUCUUGCAGCACAGCGACUCACUGCAGACCUGUCACUUCUCCCCCUCUGGGACGCUUCUCUUCUCUGUGGCUUAUAAUGAGAUCCUGCUGUGGGAGGUGAAGGGCCUCUGAAGGCCUCUGCUCUGUUGUUGUUUGAACCUCCAACACUGCAGAUUUAUCUUCUUUCACGUGUGCCUGGAUUUUAUUGUUACUUCAUGCAAUUGCAAUGUUUCAUAGAGUUUUUUUUUAAUCGGUUCAAUAUUUUUAGGAAAACCUUUUGUAAGGUUCGUCACAUUAGAGAUAUUCUCUUGCAUCUCUUGUCUGUUCUAACGUUUGAUUAUUUAUUUGAGGUUUUCUUAAUGUGAAUCAGAAUGUACAUGGAUGCUGAUUAAAGAUGAUUUCGUGUUUGCUCUU
Messenger RNA from Acanthochromis polyacanthus (spiny chromis), 6092 nucleotides. It is a transcript of the gene wdr90, whose product is annotated as WD repeat domain 90. The coding region runs from base 261 to 5810 and encodes 1849 amino acids. Gene Ontology annotation, molecular function: protein binding. NCBI's taxonomy places the organism in Eukaryota, Metazoa, Chordata, Actinopteri, Pomacentridae. Gene Ontology annotation, cellular component: centriole. The transcript has 44 exons. The record is from RefSeq and is a predicted model, not a curated record.